This is a messenger RNA of Frieseomelitta varia, 3472 nucleotides long. It is a transcript of the gene mAcon1, whose product is annotated as probable aconitate hydratase, mitochondrial. Gene Ontology annotation, molecular function: aconitate hydratase activity; 4 iron, 4 sulfur cluster binding. Gene Ontology annotation, biological process: tricarboxylic acid cycle. Gene Ontology annotation, cellular component: cytosol; mitochondrion. NCBI's taxonomy places the organism in Eukaryota, Metazoa, Arthropoda, Insecta, Hymenoptera, Apidae. The transcript has 9 exons. Bases 288 to 2654 code for a protein of 788 amino acids. The record is from RefSeq and is a predicted model, not a curated record.
AGGGCGCCAGCCUUUCGUUCCCACGAAAUUCGUAUUCAAAUUCUCUGGCCGGAAAGGGGCGCAUGCGUGGCCGUUUCGCAUUGACACGAGGAGGCCAGCCUGAAUUUCACUCAGUUCUCUCGUGGCCAGUUUGAGAAGGGCUGCCACUAGAGAAGACGCGGUUUUGUUAUUUUCGGUCUCGCGCCUGCGCUGCUUCUUCUUCUUCUUCUUCGUCUUCUUCUUCCCUUCAGCUGCGAGAAAACCCGUUUCACGAAUCCCGGCGUGGAGGAAUUUCUCCGAUCACGAGAAUGUCCUACUGCACUCGAAUCCUUCGGGAUCAGAAACUCGCUGUUUUCGCGGCGGACAUCCAGCAAAGAUGUUUCAGCGUGAGCGCGUUGAGUUUCGCCGCCACGAAGGUGGCAAUGUCGAAAUUCGACAAGGACAAUUACCUGCCGUACGACAAGUUGGAGGAGAAGCUUAGAACGGUGAAAAAGAGAUUGAACCGGCCAUUGACACUCUCCGAGAAAGUUUUGUACUCUCACCUCGAUGAACCCAACAAGCAAGAAAUUGUCCGUGGAACCAGCUACCUCAGGCUGCGACCAGAUCGCGUCGCUAUGCAGGAUGCAACCGCUCAGAUGGCCAUGUUGCAGUUUAUCAGCUCUGGACUGCCAAAAGUCGCCGUGCCUUCCACGAUUCACUGCGACCACUUGAUCGAGGCGCAAGUGGGCGGCGAGAAAGACUUGAAGCGCGCAAAAGACAUCAACAAGGAGGUGUACAACUUCCUGAAGACAGCCGGGGCUAAAUACGGCGUCGGUUUUUGGAACCCGGGCUCCGGCAUCAUCCAUCAGAUCAUCCUCGAGAACUACGCUUUCCCAGGCCUGUUGAUGAUCGGUACCGACUCUCACACGCCCAACGGCGGUGGUCUCGGCUGCCUUUGCAUCGGCGUGGGUGGUGCCGACGCCGUGGACGUGAUGGCCAACAUACCGUGGGAAUUGAAGUGUCCCAAAGUCAUCGGCGUGAAGCUGACUGGAACGUUGAAGGGCUGGACCAGUCCCAAGGACAUAAUCCUGAAGGUCGCUGGUAUACUGACGGUGAAGGGAGGAACCGGAGCGAUCGUCGAGUACUUCGGCCCCGGCGUCGACAGCAUCAGCUGCACUGGAAUGGCCACCAUUUGCAACAUGGGCGCAGAAAUUGGCGCCACCACCUCGAUAUUCCCCUACAAUUUCCGUAUGCAAGAUUAUCUGAGAGCCACCGGAAGAAGCGAGAUUGCCAACGCCGCGGAUCAGCACAGGAAAAGCCUGUUGACUGCCGACGCUAACGCUAAAUACGACCAGAUCAUCGAACUGGACCUAUCUACCUUGGAACCACACGUGAACGGGCCGUUCACGCCUGACCUCGCUCAUCCUAUCUCCAAGUUGGGCGAGAACGCCAAGAAGAACGGCUGGCCGAACGAGAUCAAGGUCGGCCUGAUCGGUUCCUGCACAAACAGCUCUUACGAAGACAUGGGCCGAUGCGCAAACAUCGCGAAGCAGGCCAUCGACAACGGACUGAAGGCGAAAUCCGCGUUCAACGUCACGCCAGGAUCCGAGCAGAUCCGUGCCACCAUCGAACGCGACGGGAUUGCGGAGACUCUUCGAAACUUCGGAGGCACCGUGUUGGCUAAUGCUUGCGGGCCCUGCAUUGGUCAAUGGGAUCGUCAGGACAUUAAGAAAGGAGACAAGAACACGAUCGUCACCUCGUACAACCGUAACUUCACGGGCAGAAAUGACGCGAACCCCGCGACUCACGCUUUCGUCACCAGCCCCGAACUCGUCACUGCCCUCUCGAUCGCUGGUAGACUGGACUUCAAUCCUGUUACCGACAAACUCAAGGGCAAGGACGGAAAGGAAUUUCUGCUGAAAGAUCCGUACGGCGACGAGCUUCCCAGCCGCGGCUUCGAUCCUGGCCAGGACACGUACGACGCUCCACCGGCUGACGGUAGCGGCGUCAAGGUCGACGUGAGCCCGAAGAGCGAGAGAUUACAGUUACUGGAACCAUUCGACAAAUGGAACGGCAAGGAUCUCACCGACUUGACCAUCUUGAUCAAGGUCAAAGGGAAAUGCACCACCGAUCACAUCUCGGCCGCUGGACCGUGGCUCAAAUAUCGCGGCCACUUGGACAACAUCUCCAACAACAUGUUCAUCGGAGCUGUGAAUUCCGAAAACGGCGAGAUGAACAAGGUGAAGAAUCAACUGACCGGCGAGUGGGGGAAAGUGCCGGACGUGGCCAGACAUUACAAGAAGAACAGCGUGAAAUGGGUAGCCGUUGGCGACGAGAACUACGGAGAGGGCUCGUCUCGAGAACACGCAGCCCUCGAGCCGAGACAUCUCGGCGGUCGUGCCAUUAUCGUCAAGAGCUUCGCCCGUAUCCACGAGACCAACCUGAAGAAACAAGGUCUGCUGCCGCUGACCUUCGCCAAUCCCAGCGAUUACGACAAGAUCCAGCCUACCGACAAGAUCAGUCUCCUGGAAUUGAACACUCUGGCGCCUGGCAAGCCAGUGAAAGCAGAGAUCAAGCACAAGGACGGCAAAGUGGAGUCGAUCACUCUGAACCACACGUUGAACGAUCAACAGAUAUCCUGGUUCAAGGCGGGCUCGGCACUGAAUCGCAUGAAGGAGAUCUCCGGUGGACACUAGAACACGCGCUCGUCCACUGAAGCCGCGAAAUCGUCAUCGUUCAUGAGGAGACAUGCCACAUCGAUCUCGUAGUUAGUUGCGUGUAUAUAUCGAUAAUAUCGAGCAGAGAUCGUUACUCGAUGUAAUCACGCUAAUCUUGCAGGUAGAUUUGCGUAACGUAAUCGCGAUGAUGAGGAUCGCCGUGUCUCGGCGUUUCAAAACGAAAGAGAGAGAGAGAGAGAGAGGGGGAGGGGGGGGAGAGUUAUUCAAAAGCGAUGAAAGAAAAAAAUACAGAGAAAAGGACGAAUGGUACACGUUUUGUUUUGACACGACAAUACCUCGAUACGUUCGUACGUACUAUUCCCAGGCAAAGGGAAGAGAAAGGAAGCAAUGAUGAUGAAUCAAGACCGAUCGGGUGAAAUUAUUCUAGCCAGAUUUCUAGUACACGUCAGUCAAACGAUAGAGGGAGCGAGUCGAAUCGUUCUUUAAGCAUCGCUCGAAUCGUCCAGUGUCGCGAUGAAUAACACGUACAAUGUGCGAGGAGGAAAUUUCCACGCGUCGAUAGGGCGGCAACGGUGCAACUCGCGCGUGCCAGCGUGUUCAUUUUUAAAUCGUGUACAGCCCGACGAUGGCACGCCGAAAUUGCACGGCCCUCGGGUCGAGCGAGAGGUUUCUUCUUCCUCUGUCUCGAUGGAAUCUUCUGUACAUACUACAUUAUUGUUCGCAAUGUAGGAAUCACAUCGUGGUUACACCGUUUUCUAGAUACGACUGGUUCGAUCAGAUGUAAGAUUCGCUGUUGUUGCUCGAGCAAGAAAUAAAAGAUCAUACCGAACAGCGAA